CGUACCGCAGAUCAAGCAGGGGGCGCGUGCUCACAGCAAGCACAUGUUAGCUGUCUUUGCUGCUCAUGCAAAAGCACCCGUAUCCAUAUGUGACCACAUUGGGAAACAUGAGUGUUUGUUCAGGAUAAACAUCAUAUUUCUCAAUUCCUUUGCUCGUGUGCUCAUCAGAAAGGAGGAAAAGUGAGAUUGUUAUCAAAGGGUGGGAGGAGUCUUCUUAUCACUCCUUCUGUUGCUUGUUGGGGCUGUCAGUCAGAACAUGGAGGCUACACCACAAACAGGCCCAAACAGAGGCCAACGACGCCUGAAAUUGGUCAACUUUGAGAUCCAGGAAAACCACAUUUCUCAUGAGACCCAGGGGCUCAGCGACAAACACCUGGUGGUCCGGCGAGGGAAGCCAUUCAAAGUUACUCUGCUGUUUUACAGACAGAUGUGGAACCCAAAAGCAGAGCGUCUGGCCUUGCAGGUUUUGCUAGGUGAAAUGUCAGCAAAAAUGUUGGUCCACUUCUCCGACAAGGGGUCCGAUCCACAUAGCUGGUCAGCACAAAUCUACCCAGGCAAUAUCCGUCAACGUGUCGUGACCAUUCACGUCUGCUCCCCUGUGCUAUCCUCUGUGGCGCAAUAUCAACUCCUGGUGCACAUAGCGGGCACACACGAACAAAGCAGCUACGCCGCAGGAACUUUUGUGCUGCUCUACAACCCUUGGCUCAAGGAGGAUGCAGUGUACAUGCCACUGGAUGUGCAACGACAAGAGUAUAUCAAGAGUGAUUAUGGCGUGAUCUAUAUGGGCACAGACGUCAACGUUAGUCUGAGGCCCUGGUCGUUUGGUCAGUAUGAGCCUGGAGUUCUCGAGGCGUGUCUUCAGCUGCUGCAGGUCAGCCCGCAGCACCUCAGCAACAGUCACAAAGACUACGUUCUACGAGCAGACCCCGCUUACCUGAGCAGGAUCAUCUGUGCUAUGGUGAAUUCCAGUGAUGACAUGGGGCUUGUGGAGGGGAGGUGGAAGGGCAGCUACAAAGAUGGUGUCGAGCCAACCCAGUGGAGUGGCAGUGCGGAUAUCCUUCACCGUUGGAUGGCAUCCAAAGGCAAACCUGUGCGUUAUGGACAGUGCUGGGUCUUUGCAUCUGUCCUCUGCACAGUCAUGCGAGUGCUGGGGAUUCCCUCCAGGGUGGUGACAGUGUUUAACGCAGCCCACGAUGGUGAUGGAAACCUGAUCACUGAAGAAUUUUAUUCAAGCACCGGGGAGAGACUCGGGUUGUCAAAGGACAGUAUUUGGAACUUCCACGUGUGGGUAGAGUGCUGGAUGAAAAGGUCGGACAUCGGUGCCGAAUUUGACGGCUGGCAAGUUGUAGACCCGACCCCACAAGAAAUGAGCGGAGGAGCAUACCGGUGCGGUCCUUGUCCAGUGGUGGCAAUCCAAAGGCGUUACCUGGGCACGCCAUAUGACACUGCCUUCGUUUAUGCCUCUGUUGAUGCGGACAUUGUACGCAUGAUAGUGCGGUCCGGUAAGGUGGUGGGGAAGAAGGUGGAUACCAAGUGGGUGGGACGCUUGAUCUUCACCAAGAGCAUCGGCUCAGAUGUGCCAGUGGAUCUGACGGAUUCUUACAAGAGACAGAAACAAGACCAAACAUACAGAGUGGGAAACUCAGUCUGUCGUGCCUCACGUUCUGUAGGACCUCAUCCUGUCGAAGAAAUGGUAUGUCUUUCGGACAUGCCUCGUCCACCCAUAGAAGACACGUCCAGCUUGGACGUGACCUUGACCGUACAAGGAGAGCCGACCGCAGGCAAGAGCAUCAACCUGACAGUGACGAUCACAAACCUAACAAACAGCACACGCCUCCUGAGGGAGCACCUGAACGCUCAGCUGAAAGAAUUCAACAGCGGCCCAGAAAAAAGCUUCUGGAAGAGCCACCAAGAGGUGCGCAUUCAGCCAUUUGGAGAUUUGACACAAAACCAUUUCAUCCCACUCUCUAAGUACGAGGCUUUCCUGGUAGGCGACGACAUUGUGAAGGUGGUGGCGGUCAUCAAGGACUUAAAAACCAAAGAGAGGGUCCUGGCAAUACAGGAUUUCAACUUGAUCUCACCAAAAAUAAAUAUAAAGGUUGAAGGCGGGGACAGUAUCCAACUGAAGAAGGAGCACACUGCAAUCGUGUCAUUCACCAACAAGCUCAACAAACCCAUUAACGGCGCUGUUCUCACUGUCGAGGGUUACGGGUUGUUGCAGGGCAAACAAGAGGCCAGGCUGACCGUCCUGCAUCCAGAUGAGAAAAUAGAGAAGAAAGUUGCUAUCAUGGCCUCCACUUCAGGCACAAAGCUGCUGAGUGCUUCCUUCUCACACAGCAGCAGCUCCAACGUCGUUUCGAGAACGUUUCACAAAGUGUCCGUCACCACCUAGUGAUACCUAAAAAAAAAAAACGUGGAAUCAUGUGGAAAGUUGAUAUUUUUUGACUCGUGGUCACUUGGAAAUGUAAAUGGUCAAAUGCAUGACGAAAGCAGACUACACCUUCCCUCCACCAUAUAAUUUGAAUAGGUCCAAGAGCUGCAUUAAAAAUCAAAACAUUACAACGAUGAUGAAAUUCUCCAUUAUGAUUAAUUUAGCAAAAUGGUUUGUACUUUACACUCGUGUAAAACUGCACCGCAUCACAAUGUGAACUCUUCCUCAUGCAUUUCUAACCUUUUUUUUUGUUAUAGUCCCAGUAUAUCCAUCCUUCUUAUUAUUAAUAAUAAUCAAUAUAUUUCCAAAAGUCAGCAUAAUGAUUCAAAUAUUACAGAACUGUUUUUAACCCUUUCAGGGAUGGCGGUUACUAGACAUUUUAUCAGGUUACAGGGUCCAUGAAAGGGUUAAUAAAGGGUGACUGAUGGUGUAUCGAUUGCCUUGUCUAACAUUGGUGCAGGCAAGGUAGUUUCAAUGUUUCUCUGUAUAAGCCUGGCUGUGAUGGACAGGCGACCAUUCCAAGGUGCAAUGAUCCUUUUGGCCAAAUUCAACUGGGAUAGGCUGCAAGAUCCCUAAGACCUAACCAGUAUGGAAAAUGUCUGGAUGGAUUUUAUUCUAUUUGUAAAGCUCCGUGAAAACACCAAAUGGUUUCAAAAUGAUGUUUAAAAAAAUCAAAUAAAAUGGACGAGAUGCUAUAUCUCCAAGCGACCACUUGAUGGAAACCUUA
Molecule: messenger RNA, 3158 nt
Organism: Hippocampus zosterae (dwarf seahorse)
Lineage: Eukaryota; Metazoa; Chordata; Actinopteri; Syngnathiformes; Syngnathidae
Product: protein-glutamine gamma-glutamyltransferase 5-like
Exons: 16
Coding region: 257-2392 (711 amino acids)
Biological process (GO): peptide cross-linking
Molecular function (GO): protein-glutamine gamma-glutamyltransferase activity
Source: RefSeq, a predicted model, not a curated record